AAACACAAAAGAAGAAGAAGAUCAUGUGACGUUUUGCCAACCGGCAAUAAGCGCAAAGAAGAGGAUAUCUGCGAAAUUAAUGCAUGUCUAUAUGGAGCUGAACGUGUUGCUGGCAGUCAGAGAUAGCAUUGAUUACGAACAUAGUAACGUGUCUUUUUAGUGUGUGAUGCAGCCAAGUAAAAUUACCGUGAAUUUGGAAGUGAAGCAAGUGAUUGGGACUCUGUGUAAACUGCUCUCGGCCGUGGGAUUGUACCAUGUACCCGCACCAGAGGCAUUUAGACGGGCAAAAUUUGGUUUUGGAGUCGAAAUGGAAUCUCAGUUUUGGCGGCUGAUAGCCGACAUUCUUCACAGUUCUGGCACUGUACACUCUCAAAUAGUUGCACAGCCCAAAGAAGAGUACAAGAAGCUGGUGGCUGCUGGCCUUUGGCAGACUGGUUAUUAUGCAGACUGGAUAUAUGAGAUGGAGGAAGAAGGACAAGAUGAAAAAAGUUUCUCCAGCCAAGAUCUCCUCUUGGCAGUAGGCUGGCUGCUCUCUAUUGGAACAAUAGAAAAGCUGCUGAUGCAAAGAGUACAACAACUAGACAAAACAUUACUCAGAUCUAUACCUGUCAGCUCUCAGGUUUCUCAAGAGCUGUGGCUUGAUUUGGUCUUGCUACGCAGACUUCAGUGGCUUGUUGGCAAUCUGAGACAUGAGGGACGAAUCCUGCUGUGCAUGUUAGAAGAAAAAAAUAGGUUGCUUCAUGCUUUUUUUUCUGCCAGCGUCUCCUCCAAAGUGCCAUACCUGUCUGACCAAAACUCCACAGCCCUAAAGAAUGACUAUGUUUGUACAGAGCAGCUCUGUGACCUCCUGGAAGCAUAUGUUAAUUGGAAACAGGUGGAGAAAGUCUUCUGGAGUUGGAUGGACAGUGUCAUUGGCUGCCAUUUGUCAGAACCUAAGAGAUGUACAAGUGUACCUGAUAUGGUUUCCAGUAGAAAUCAGGGCCUAGAGGAACUGGAGAACAUGCUAAUAAAACUGCCCAUUGCACAGAAAGGACAGAGGAGAGGCAGAGGUGAUUCUGAGGAAAGAGGAAGGACGAAUUUGCAGGAAGGUUUGGACACGUCCCCCUGUCUUCCUAUUUCUCUUCCACUUCUACCCUCCUUCUCCCACUCCUACAGAGCCAGACUUCAGGCUGAGAAGCCAGUCAGACUCAACCGCUACCCAUCAGAGGAACUCCACAACUGGGCCAAGACUACAGAGGAUUUCCAACCUUCUAAGACUGCAUGGGUACUUCUUGAGACAGAGGCUCAGCUGCUGCAAAGGAGGGACCAGCAGAGACAGGCCAACAGGAUGAUGCUACAACAUACUAUUAGCCUCUUUGAUGCUCAAAAUUCACAAUAAUAAGUAACCUGUAAGAUGUCUGUAUUUCAAAAUGUUUGUACUUUCACUGGCUACUUUAUUAAGUACACUUGCAGUCUAAUUUAGUCCAAUACAGAAACUUUGACAUUAAGUCUUUUUUUUACUAUUAUUAUGUGUAUCUUUAAACAAACAACAACAUUUUCAGUUGAUUAUUUAACUAUAGAAUAGAACAUCAAUAAACUUACAGUUGGAACAGGACUGACAAAACACCACAACAAAGAAUAGAAAAUCCUGGGUCUAGGCUUCAUACUACAUACUGACUAGAGGGUUGUUGAAUCUGUAUAUUUCUGCUAGUGUUAAGUUUAGGGAGUGAUUCUCUAGUAAAAUUAUUUUAAAAUGUAAAUCAUCAUGAAGAAUUAACCACCAGUAGUUUCUGCAUGUAGGAGUUGAGCCACUUCUGUCUUUCCAUGGAGGUGAGGAGCUUACUUUUCUCUCUGAAGGCUGCAUCAUCAGCUACCACCAUGUUUCUUUUCGCCAUCCCAGGUCCCAGUGACAACCAUUCAGCAGGCCAGGCCCUUUCCAUGCCACAAACAUACAAACCAAAACCUUGGGAUUAUUGACAGGGACAAUCCAGGUACUGUUCAACAUUACUACAGUAUAGGUUCAGGUAGGAACUUAGUAAGUGUAAUCAAGAAGAGUGAUUGUACUGUAUUCAGAAGAUGCCUCCAAAGUCACUGCAAAAUAAAAACUGUUCUGAAACUUAAAAUAGUAUUGUUUAUAUAAACUUACAUACUACACAAUAUGUAUAUAAGUUAAAACAUCCCUAGCUAUUUGUAAUUAGUCUAGUAAUUAAAAUCUCUGAGUAGUG
Betta splendens (Siamese fighting fish) is the source of this 2204-nucleotide messenger RNA. It is a transcript of the gene tedc1, whose product is annotated as tubulin epsilon and delta complex 1. The transcript has 8 exons. Bases 167 to 1378 code for a protein of 403 amino acids. NCBI's taxonomy places the organism in Eukaryota, Metazoa, Chordata, Actinopteri, Anabantiformes, Osphronemidae. The record is from RefSeq and is a predicted model, not a curated record.